Molecule: messenger RNA, 1943 nt
Organism: Phoenix dactylifera (date palm)
Lineage: Eukaryota; Viridiplantae; Streptophyta; Magnoliopsida; Arecales; Arecaceae
Gene: UKL2
Product: uridine kinase-like 2
Molecular function (GO): kinase activity; ATP binding
Source: RefSeq, a predicted model, not a curated record
GCGCAUCCAUCCUAAUUCCGAUUCCUCAUUUCUUAAUCUUCUCCGCUCCGGAGCCCACGACGACUCUACCCUCUUCCAUCCCUCCUCCGCUCUCUCCUCUAAAUAAGUAUAAAUAAUUAGCGAGAGCGAGAGGGAGGGAGGCAGCAGCGUGUAGAGCCCGAGAACCAAAACGCGACGACUCUCUCUUCUUUCAGUUUAGACUGAGGGAGAUCGAUCUGAUGCCGGACAAGUCGAUGGACGACGCGAUGGAGGCGGCCGCCGGCGCCCACUUCAGCGGCUACCGCCUCGACUCCCUCCGCCUCUCCUCCUCUUCCACCCCCUCCUCCCCCUCCUCUGCCAAGGCCAUCCACACCCUCGACGACGACUCCUCCUUCGCCCCCCGCCAGCCCUUCGUCAUCGGGGUUUCGGGGGGUACGGCGUCGGGGAAGACGACGGUUUGCGACAUGAUCAUCCAGCAGCUCCACGAUCACCGCGUCGUUCUCGUCAAUCAGGAUUCAUUUUACCGUGGACUGACAGCAGAAGAAGCUGAGCAUGUCCAUGACUACAAUUUUGACCAUCCAGAUGCCUUUGAUACUGAACAACUUCUAGAGUGCAUGGGCAAGCUCAAAAGUGGGCAAUCCGUCAAUGUUCCAAUCUAUGAUUUUAAAAGCCACCGGAGGUGCUCCGAUAGUUUCAGAAAGGUUAAUGCAUCAGAUGUCAUUAUUUUGGAGGGAAUUUUAGUUUUCCAUGACCCACGAGUCCGUAACUUGAUGGACAUGAAGAUUUUCGUUGACACAGAUGCUGAUAUAAGGCUGGCCCGAAGAAUAAGGCGUGAUACUAUCGAGAGAGGUAGAGAUGUGAACUCGGUCCUUGAACAGUAUGGAAGGUUUGUCAAGCCUGCUUUUGAUGAUUUUGUUCUGCCAUCAAAGAAAUGUGCUGAUGUUAUCAUACCACGGGGAGGAGAUAACCAUGUUGCAAUUGAUUUAAUUGUACAACAUAUCCGGACAAAGCUUGGUCAGCAUGACUUGUGCAAAAUUUAUCCCAAUGUAUAUGUUAUUCAAUCAACAUUCCAGAUACGAGGAAUGCAUACACUCAUUCGUGAUAGGGAGAUAACGACACCUGACUUUGUCUUCUAUUCAGAUCGGUUAAUUCGUCUGGUUGUGGAGCAUGGUCUUGGUCAUCUGCCAUUCACUGAGAAGCAGGUGGUCACUCCAACAGGAUCUAUCUACCCUGGAGUUGACUUUUGCAAGAAACUUUGUGGAGUGUCUAUCAUUCGAAGUGGUGAAAGCAUGGAGAAUGCUUUGCGGGCAUGUUGUAAAGGAAUAAAAAUUGGUAAAAUUCUUAUUCACCGUGAUGGAGACAAUGGUAAACAGCUCAUAUAUGAGAAGUUGCCCAAUGACAUCUCUGAACGGCAUGUUCUACUUCUAGACCCUGUGCUUGCUACAGGUAACUCAGCUAACCAAGCUAUAGAACUUCUCAUACAAAAAGGAGUUCCUGAGAAUUGGAUAAUAUUUCUCAACCUCAUCUCUGCACCUGAGGGGAUUCAUUGUGUCUGCAAACGGUUCCCUUAUGUGAAGAUUGUCACUUCAGAGAUUGAUGUUGCAUUGAACGAGGAGUUCCGAGUUAUCCCAGGAUUGGGCGAGUUUGGUGACCGCUACUUCGGAACUGACAUUUGAUGGUGGUUAUGGGUUGCAUCAUUGGAUGAUCUCUUCUGCUUUAUAUCGUGAUCGACUCUCAUGAUUAAUACUCAAAAGAGAACAUAUUUGAGGAUUCAUUUUUAUAGGCGGGCCAGUUACAAGCAAUAUUUAGUUUGCUGUUGCUUGAAUAUUAUACUAUAGAGCGUUACAUUUUUACAGGAGGAAUUGGAGAGUGAAAUAUUUCAGUGGAUGCUGUAGGAACCACACUACCGCUUAAUUUUAUCAUCGGAAAGAUUUUGCAUUUAAUAAUAUUGUUUGAUUGACCGA